GAAGCCGCGGGAGGGCCAGCAGCGUCCAAGUUAGCGCCGGCCUCCGGCUCCGCCGGCUCCUCCUUUUCCCUCCCCGCCAGGAUGUGAGCUCAGCGGCCGCGCCGCCUCCUUCCUCUUGUGUAAUGCUUACCGGUUUCCCGUGCGGCGGCGGCCGAGGAGCCGAGAGCGCUGGGGGCAAGCGCGGCCCUGGCCUCCCGGGACUCCCCGGGGCCAGCUGAGGAGAGGCGGUGAGUCGCCGUUGGCGCGGCGGCAAGGCUCGCGCUCUCCCCCUCACGCCUCGCCUCAGGCGGCGGGAAAGCGCCUGAGGUAAAAGGGCGCGAGGAGGACCCACACGCCGCCCCUGUUGGGAGGAGGGACUUCGCUUUUGAGGGGUCCCCAGCGCCAUGGCGGGCCCCCUUUUAUUGGGGGACCCUUCGCGAAGCCUUUCCUUUCUCUCCCCCGAAACUGCAAAGGGAUGUUAAGGAGCAGGGAGUGGUGUUUUCUGAGGGAGGGAGAACGGACGGACUGACUGACGGGCUCAUUCAUGGCCGACCGCUGGGCAUGGCAAAUAGAAAUGUUGACCAGCGUGAUGGUGCCUUGGCUUCGUCGACUUGAAUCCGAGACGCCACAGAGCGGGGUUUCCCAAACUUGGGUCGCCGGCUGUUUUUUUUUUAAGGACUACAACUCCCAUCAUCCCUGGACUACUGGUCCUGCUAGCUAAGGAUGAUGGGAGUUGUAGUCCAAAAACAGUUUGGGAAACUGCUCCAGGAGAGAGAGAGAGAGUAUGUAUGUGUGUGUGUGUGUGUGUGUGUGUGUGUGUGUGUGUGUGUGUGUGUACAGUGCUCCCCCCCCCAAAAAAAGGUUAGGGCUACUCUUAUUUUGACUUGAGAAAAAUCACCAUUUUAUACUUCAAAUUGGGAAAAAUAAAUAAAUGGGCAAAAGUACUGCACAAAGAUUCACAAAAUGUUUAGGGGUAUGCGUCCCCCCAGAGAAAAGUGCUCUGUGUGUGUGUGUGUGUGUGUGUGUAUAUAUAUAUAUAUAUAUAUAUAUAUAUACACACACACACAUACACAUACAUACAGGGUGAGUCCUUUAAAAGAGGCCCCGUGGAUACAGAGUACACACGUUCCAUGGGGUCUCUUUUAAAAGACUCACCCUGUAUAUGUGUGUAUAAUAAAAUGUGUGUGUGUGUAUAAUAAAAUCUUCCAAGAUGAAUCUUAGAAGGAAACGGAAGGAAGAGGUGUAAAGUUAAAAGGCAGGAGAAGUGUGAAAUGCUGUGGUAGAAAUUGGCCAUGGCUUGCCGUGGGAAUGUUUCUAGAAGGCUGCUUGGGAAAGCGGUGCCUUUGCACAGCCUGGUCCUUCCAAAUAUUUUUAGACUGACUACAAUUCCCAUCAGCCCCAGCGAGCAUGGCUCCAUGGUCAGGUGCGAUGGGAAUUGUAGUCCAGCAGUGUCUUGGUUUGGAAAAGGCUGCCCUGUUAAAUAUUCUGUGUUAAGGGAAAUGGGAGCCUUUGGGUUAUUAAAUGCUGUGAUCUCAGACACGUUGUGAAAAAUGGGAACGUACGGGGACAUAACAGCCUCAGGUGACUCGAGGGGUCAGUGCGUCUGGCGUUUUGAGGUUGGUGUUUUGAGCCCAUCCAGGGAUGACUGCAGACAGGAUUCCUGCAUUGCAGGGGGUUGGACUAGAUGACCCUCAGGGUCCCUUCCAACUCUGCAGUCCUUUGACCCACCUAGUCCAGCAUCCUGUUCUUUCAGUGGCCAACCAGAGUCCUAUAAGAAGCCCAAAAGCAGGAUCUGAGUGCAACAGCACUAUUCCCACUUGUGAUUUCCAGCAACUGGGCUCUAUAUCGACUUGCCGUCCCAUUCUACACUUUCUAAUUGAUAUUUUAAAUCAAGUUGGUACAUAUGUGGACUCAGUUUAAUAACAUUAAUAAAACAAGACAUUAACAUACAAAUUAUUAUUUAUAAAAUAUUUCAGAUAGAGCCACUUAAUAGUAAUUUGUGUGUUUCAAAAUGAAAUCCUGUAUUGUGUGUCGUUUGUGAAGAGCAAUGCAGUUGAGAUUAACAAAUCGUUCUCUUGUCUUUUUUAGGCAGAGUUGUGACGAAGAACUAAAGGUCUGCCAUGGGGAACCAGCUGGCUGGUAUUGCCCCUUCUCAGAUCCUCUCCGUUGACAGCUAUUUCUCAGACAUCCAUGACUUUGAAUAUGACAAAAGCCUGGGCAGUACUCGGUUUUUUAAAGUUGCCCGAGCCAAGCACAGAGAAGGUCUGGUGGUCGUCAAGGUGUUUGCCAUUCAAGAUCCAACUUUACCCUUAACUAGUUACAAGCAGGAGCUGGAGGAGCUGAAAAUAAGGUUGAAUUCUGCGCAAAACUGUCUUCCCUUCCAGAAGGCCACAUUAUCUGAAAAAGCAGCCAUGCUUUUCAGGCAGUAUGUACGAGAUAAUCUCUAUGACCGUAUUAGUACUCGUCCGUUCCUGAACAACAUUGAGAAACGGUGGAUAGCCUUCCAGAUCUUGACUGCAGUGGACCAAGCACACAGGUCUGGGGUCCGUCACGGAGACAUCAAAACUGAAAAUGUCAUGGUGACCAGCUGGAACUGGGUCCUUCUAACAGAUUUUGCUAGUUUUAAACCAACCUACCUUCCUGAAGACAACCCUGCUGAUUUCAAUUAUUUCUUUGAUACGUCAAGAAGGAGGACUUGCUACAUUGCUCCAGAGCGCUUUGUUGAUGGCAGCAUAUUUGCAACGGAACUGGAGAAUAUGAGAGAUCCUUCCACUCCCCUGGUGGACUUGGCUAACAGUAAUCAACGAAGCAGGGGGGAACUAAAGCGUGCAAUGGACAUCUUUUCUGCAGGUACUUUAAAGUGAUCAAUUAAACGAUAUGCAUAAGCUGUGCCUUCAUAGAAAGUGUUGCUUUCUGAUUUCUGGGGGCGAGUGGGGAACUUAGUGCAGUCUUGUGAUAACUAAAACCACCAGCCUUUUCCAGAUAUAAUGUAUGAGAUACAGUAUAGAACUACAGUGGUACUUUGGUUCUCAGACUUAAUCUGUUCUGGCAGUCCAUCCCAAAACCAAGGCGUGUUUUCCCAUAGAAAGUAAUGCAAAAUGGAUCAAUCCAUUCCAGUUUUUUAAAAGCAACCCCUAAAACAGCAAUUUUAUAAGAGUUUUACUAUCUUACGAGACCAUUGAUCCAUAAAAUGAAAGCAAUAAACAAUGUACUUCAGUCACACAAUCAAUCAGUAGCUGAACUAGGUUCCACACAGUCAGAAAAACAAACAAAAAGAGCCGCAAAAACAAAAAUGCAAAAUAAAUAGCAAAAACAGACAGACCUCAGUGUAACAUUCAAAACGGAAGUGUGGCACUCAAAAGGGAAGUGGCACUCAAAACGGAAGUGUAACACUCAAAACCGAAUUGUGGCACUCAAAACCGAAUUGUGGCACUCAAAACCGAAUUGUGGCACUCGAAUCGGAAAGGCAACACUCAAAACGGAGCAAAUUCGGCUUCCGAAAAAUGUUUGCAAACCGGAACACUUACUUCCAGGUUUGCAGUGUUUGGGUUCCAAGUUGUUUGAGUACCAAGGUAUUUGAGAACCAAGUUACCACUGUACAUACAGGCUUUACUUCACAGUCACAUUAGUCUGCAUGAUAAUUCUUAGCAUUCCUUGUGAAUCCUCAAGUCUUCCUGUGAUUAGCAAAGUAUAAUGUUUAGCAGGAGGCUUGCAAACAAUUAAGCUCCACAUUUGUCCAGCUAAAGUAUAUAUAAAAAAAUAACAUAUAGUACAUCUCUCCUGUAAUCAUACCACUUCAGAAUGUAAUGGGAAAAUGCAUCGUUGAAAGCUCCGUGUAAAAAUCAUAAUAAAAUCAUUGCACAUAGAAAACUAGCAAGUAAGUAUGAAGGGUCCUAGCUUAGCCUUCUCCCCAGUACGCUAGUUUUCCCCAUUUAGAAUGGUGUUGUUGUUUGUUUGCUUCCUUGUAUUUUUAAAAACAAACAAACAAGCAUGCCAUUCUCUCAUCUGCGUUCUGAAAUGGUACUGUCCCAGGAGACAUACUCUAAUUUCUGUAGUUGCGAAGUACACUGAAUAACAGUAGCAUCUCUGUAUUUUAAUGGUGAUUCAUACUGGGCUAAUUUCUGUGCCUCUGAGGGUGCUUCCAGAUGUGGGCUUAAUAUUACAAAAAGGCUAUUGAGACAUUGCAAAUAGGGCAUUGUAACUUGCUGGAUUUUCCCUUUUCUGGAAAAUCCUGAUUAAAGAUGGGGGGAGGAAAUAUGGAGUGGUAUUUUGAUGUCAAUAGCAUUGUAUUAAAUGCAUAAUGAACACCAUUCCCCCAUAAACACCUGUCUGGAAGCAAUCUGAAAGCACUUCCUGGUGUCAAAUCCAUGUGGCUACUUUUGUUCCACUGGGGUCUCUGCAUUAAGCCUGUGGGUUGUAGUGGGAGGAUUGGUCACAUGAGUUAGCCCCAGAUACAUUAGUGAAAUUGUAAAACAUGCUCACAAGAAACCUUAUAAUUUCAUGAUCCACAAUAUUUUUUUGUUGGCAUCAAUGUCUUCUUACUAUUUAGAGGCCAGACAUCUUGCCCUGGUGCUGACAGUUAAUUUGCACUUCUGUCAUUCUUCCUAAGUGAUGUGAAUCUACAUGCAGGUUUGGGGGCUUCAUCAUGUUGGGCAGCCCUUGAUUGUUUCUGCUUCAGGAAGCAAUAGUAGUUACCUUGGUUGAGAAAUCCUACAGUCAAUUGAAGGACAGAGAAACUAACUCCAGGCACAUCUAGAGAAGAACAGCUUAUUUUCAUACUUUCUUUCCUUUUUCAAUAAACAGUAUUUGGUGGGAGCUUUUCUGCCUAGCUGUCAGUGUAUGAAGUGGGUUCAUAUUGUGUUCUGAAUGCAGUCAACUGGUAGUAUAUAGUCUCGCUCAUUCAAUAGCAGGAAAUAUGGAUGCCAACAGGUGCUGAAUGCUCCUUUUCUCCAGGCUGUAAAGGUUAAUCUACAAUUUUGAACUCCACAUGGGGUUCUGUCUACAUUGCAGCCCUAGUCAUAUUGUUUUGGGCCACUGAUCAUCUCUUGUGGAUGUGUGGGUGUGUAAAACAUCUUCAGGCCUGCACGUAUUCUUACUGGUUCUCAGUGAUGGUUUCCAAGAUCAUUUGAACACCAGAGGGGGGGGGGGGGAAAGGAUGUGGUUGAUACGCUUUUCCCACACACCCCAAUUUGAUGGGGCUUCUAUUUCUUUUAAAAGAAAUAGAAUGCCCUCCCAUCAGAUGUUAAGGAGAUGCGUAAUUAUAUAACAUUUAGGAAACAUCUGAGGGAAGCCCUGUAUAGGGAAGCUUUUUAAGAUUUAAUGUUUUACUGUGUUUUUAUAUAUGCUGGAAGCCGCCCAGAGUGGCUGGGGCAACGCAGUCAGAUGGGCAAAGUACAGUGGUACUUCGGGUUACAUAUGCUUCAGGUUACAUACGCUUCAGGUUACAGACUCCACUAACCCAGAAAUAGUACCUUGGGUUAAGAAUUUUGCUUCAGGAUGAGAACAGAAAUCGUGCUCUGGCGGCAGCGGGAGGCCCCAUUAGCUAAAGUGGUGCUUCAGGUUAAGAACAGUUUCAGGUUAAGAACGGACCUCCAGAACGAAUUAAGUUCUUAACCCGAGGUACCACUGUACUACUAAUUUACUAUUAUUAUUAUUAGUAGUAGUAGUAUUUAUUAUAGCAGUAGAGUUAGAAAAAGCAAGUUCCUGUGCUGCAAGCUGAAGUCUUCAUCAGCCUCCUGAUGUCAGUUUUUGGAGUGCAGGAUUAUGGUUCUAUAUUGGUAACUAGAGCACUGAGGGCUGGAAGUUGAAUGAACUAUAGAGGUGGAGAGAAGUGAUGUCUUCUUAAAUGCUCAAACUUGAAAAGGAAUGUGUGGGCAAUUGGAAAGUGACAUCAUCUCCAUCUUUUAUAGUCUUUGGUUAUGAGCAGGCAAAACAAGAGAUGUCUACCAAAUAAUUCUCAGGAAGCUGUUCUGUAUUUUCCAGGUUGCGUAAUAGCUGAGCUCUUUACAGAAGGUGUACCUCUGUUUGACUUGUCACAGCUUUUGGCGUAUAGAAAUGGCCUCUUUUCCCCUGAACAAGUCCUGAAUAAAAUUGAAGACCGGAGUAUUAGAGAACUGGUAACUAAUUCCAUUCUAUUUACAGUGGCUUAUUGCAUUUUCCAUACCUACUUUCAUAAUAAAGCAUUGCCUUCACCUUGCUCUUUUUGCUCUUUUUUAUCUGAAGGUUACCCAGAUGAUCCACUGUGAACCAGAAAAACGUUUAGCAGCUGAAGACUACUUGAAACAACAACGAAACAACGCAUUUCCUGAAAUAUUUUAUACUUUCCUCCAGCCUUACAUGGCACAGUUUGCCAAGGAAACCUUUGUAUCUGCAGAUGAGCGCAUUCUCGUUAUACGUAAAGAUCUGGACAACAUUAUCCAUAAUCUCUGUGGGCAUGACCAAACCGAAAAAGCUGAAGGAGAGACAAAGGAAAAUGGGCUGGUCAUUUUGGUGUCGGUGAUAACGUCCUGCCUUCAGACCCUCAAAUACUGUGAUUCAAAGCUGGCUGCUUUGGAACUGAUUCUCCAGUUGGCACCCAGGUUAAGUGUGGAAAUUCUGCUGGAUCGUAUCACGCCUUAUCUCUUGCAUUUCAGCAAUGACUCUGUGCCCAGAGUAAGGGCAGAAGCCGUUAGGACACUCACUAAAGUUCUUGCUCUGGUCAAAGAAGUACCACGUAAUGAUAUCAAUAUCUACCCAGAGUACAUCUUGCCAGGUAUUGCACAUUUGGCCCAAGAUGAAGCCACUAUUGUCCGACUGGCUUAUGCUGGUAAGAGGGGAGAUGGGGGGCUUUGGGGAAGGUUUUCUUUGAUGUCAUUGCAUUUCUUUUUUAAAAUCACAACUGGAAUAAAGAGGGAAGUGUCUGCAAAUGUAGAUUUUUAUUUAGUGCUGAAUUUAUUUUUCCUUGUAUGAGAAUUUGGGGGAUAAAAAAAAGAAAUUAUCAGAAUGACCUGUUGUGUCUAAAUUAAAUAAAUAGGCCAGAAUGUCAAUGGCAAAAACAUGUUUGGGUCCUACCAUCUGCCUGUCUUACUCCUCUAAAAAUAACAAACCAACCAGGAGUGUGCCCUGCUACUUGUGCUUCUGACACAAGAAUGCCAGAAUGAUCAUUGGUUUCUUUGGAUCUGAAACAAGUUUGUCUAGACCUGCAUUCUGUUUUUGCCAGUAUGUGAGGGGUCUCUUGGAACCCACACACAGAAUAUGAUGGUAGUGCCGAGGUCCAUAUGGCACAGACAUGAAAUGGGCAUCAUUGGUGCCUAUUGCCCAUGCCCUGCCUCCAAAAAACUGGUAAAGGAAGCAAUUUCUCAAAGUUCAAGCUUGGUUUUCUAUGUCUGGGGUAAGCCAGUAUAAGAUGCUGUUAUUCUGAGACACUUCACAUUUUAAUCACAUAUCACCUGUGCUUAAAACUAUUGCCACUGUUGCUGUUGUUGUUAAUCUUUUUUUAAAAAAAACUUGGAUUAUCUGUCUCUUACAUCCUGCUCUGAUAUUUGCAGAAAACAUAGCACUGUUGGCAGAAACUGCUCUGAGAUUCCUAGAACUCGUCCAGUUGAAAAACUUGAACAUGGAGAAUGAACCAAAUAGUGAAGAAAUGGAUGAUGCAACACAUCCAAGUGAAAAUUAUGAUACUGGUAAUGUAUCUUUCACUUUCCUUUACUUAGAGCAUGCUCAUAUGAAUACUUAUUGGGGAGUAAGCCCAAUUGGAUGUAGUGGUUGUUGUGUCCAAAUGAACAUGCAUAGACUCAAGAGACUGUUAAUUUUUUCAUCUUUAUGGUUCAGAUUCCAGAAGGAUGCUGAGAACUAUAGUAGGGAUUUAAGAUAAUCUCCCAAUUCCUAAUGAGAAAGAGGCACCAAAAGACCAGUGCCACAGUCAAGCCGCGAUACCUUUAUCCAGUCCUUCAGGAAAUCAGACUGGUGAUCAUCCUAGCAAGAAAUUAUGACUUAAGGAUAGCCAUCACCCUUCUUGGCAUUUUAAAGCUCUGUGGAACUUGACAGAGCACAGAGAAAACAUUGUCCUACAAGGCCGCCUAAAAAUAGCUGCUCAAAGAAGAUAAAAUAUUUUGAAUAAAUAGAGUUUUGCACGUAAAGCAGAAGUGGGGAACAUGAGGCACGGGGGCGGAUUUAGCAAUCCAGGCCUUUCUCACUGGCCUUUGGACUCUUCCCAGGCCACACCACUCCCAUUGCCCUGCUUUGUGCCCUGAUCAAGCCCUUAUCAAUCAGAGUGGCAGAUUGACCUUUAUCUGUGAUAAUCCCGCUUGUUUGCUUGGAUGGCUAGAUGUGUUUGUGGGAGGUAGAAAUCUCCAGCACUUGUGUGUCUGGAAUAUAGCCUACUGUACAAAGUUAAGAGUCGUAUCAGUUUUUCCAUCAACCUUUGCCUCUGGCCUCAUCCACCACUGGCAUGUGUCCCUGGAAGGUUGCUGAUGAGGUAAUGUAACCUUCUGGCUGAAAGAAGUUCCUCAUCCCUAAACUAGAGCCUUCCAUAUUCCCUAUAGUGUUAAGGAGAUCACUCCAAUGGGCUUAAGUGCACAGGUAUAUCCUCAACACUGAAGUGUGUGAGGAACGUAAUGUUUGCAGAGUGAACUUUAGGUUCUGUGCAGCAAGUACCUCUAAAGAGGAGUUGCUUCCUAGUUUCUAAAAUCUAAGGUGUUUAAUUGAGCAAAUAGUCAGGGAGACUUUUAGUUGUCCCUUCAGUUUCAAUGUUGCGCAUCUACUCUAAACCUCUCACUCCCAAGGCUACACAAAGCUACCCACAAGAGGUUCGUCUCCUGAUCAAAAUGUUUUUCUUACCACAAUUGCGUGCUGGUCCUGCUUCUGCUCAUUCUCUCUUUCUCUGUUCUAUCCACUAUCCCUUCCCCUGCCAUCUGAAGGGCAGUCUUUUAUCCUAGUGCUCCUCAAGCCGCAGCAGGCCUAGAGUAACCUUUGAAGUUAUAGGAAUGGCCAGAAAAUUGAAUUUCUUGGGUGUUGUUAACAUAGUGCUUUUUCUGCAUAUUUGCUGAUCUACUUACACACAUAACCACAUACAUCCAACAGGUAGAUAGAUCGCGAGCCACUGGCAGAUUGCGGGGGGUCCAUGGUAGAUCGAAGUAGAUCACGGAGUGCUCCCCCCCCCAAAAAUAAACUUUGGCUCCCUAAAAAAAGUUCAACAACUCUGGUAGAUCACUGCCAGUUUUUUUUAGUGGGAGUAGAUCUCAGUCUCUUGAAAUUUGGACAUGCCUGGCAUACAUGAUUCCUUUAGAAGCAGUGACAUUGUCAGUGCAGCAAAUUGGAUACCAUAACCUCAACCAGUUUAGAACAAGGAAGCAUAGAAACUCAAUGCGAGUGUUGCAGUUCAUGUGGGGUUGUGACUGCGCCCUGAUGUGUAUGCUGUGGGCCCAACCCAUGGCCUUUGACCACCCAUGGCCUAAUGCCGUUAUAUAUAUGAGUGUGUGUGUGUUUUAAAAAUAUAUAUUAAAUAAUACAAAAAUAAUGACCAACAAAAGGCGGGAUUCCUGAGUGCAAAUAAUACAUCACAAGGAUGAUGACACAGUCACAUCUGGUUUUUCCUUAACCUUUUUCUAUGGUCUUCUUUGUAGAGCUUCAGGCCUUGCAUGAAAUGGUCCAACAGAAAGUUGUCACUUUGCUGAGCGACCCUGAAAACAUUGUGAAGCAGACGCUGAUGGAAAAUGGAAUAACUCGCCUUUGUGUCUUUUUUGGUCGUCAAAAAGCCAACGACGUUCUCCUCUCCCAUAUGAUCACCUUUCUCAACGAUAAGAAUGACUGGCAUUUACGAGGAGCGUUUUUUGACAGCAUAGUGGGUAUGUGCUUGACAACAAAUACCAGCUUUUUAUCCUGAGGUCACAUUUGGGCUGAUAGCUUUAUUAGGACCAACCCCAAAGUCACAGAAAUGUGGUAAGCUUUCAAGUUUUCCAGAACUGUUCUUCAGACGUUAUACAAAUCAAGGGGUAGUGCGUGCAGGAUUCCUUUUAUGUGCAGAUUGAUAGAAUGAAUUAGCACAAGGAAGGAACAUAGUCCCUCAAGCCUGUCACAGAAGACACUUUAACCUCAAAGCCAACAUUUAGGAGAAGUUUUAGGAAGAGACAGGGUGGUAUUUUAAGUAAAUAAACCUAGUUAAUCUAUGGAAGACUAGUUGCAUCAGCCUAUUACUGCAGGCAAGGUCACCCCAAGUGUCGAAGCAACAUGUACGGUGAAGGAGGCAGGCAUGUUUUAUACUAUGUUUUGGGCACAGUGGUGACCUUAGUUUAGACCCCUUGGGUAGGAAUUGUCUUUACAGAUAUCCAUCUUCCCCCACACCUCUGGUUUUGUAUACUACCUUAUCUGAUGAAAACUUUCAGAAAAUUUGCCACAUUUUUGUAAACUUAUUGGUUGAUCCUCAUAAAGGUAUUUUCCAACUGUGGAAUUCAUAGUUUUUUCUUGGGGACUAGCACAGCUACCUUUUGCUUUUUAUAAGCAGAUUUUCAGUGUAUGAAAUGCGGGUCUGUUAGUUUUUAAUUGGGGGAUUAAGAAGGUUUCCGUUGCUUAUAUGACUAAUUGUCUGUGUUUGAGUGGCAGUGCUCCCCAACCUGGUUCCCUGCAGAUGUUUUGGACUACAACUCCCACCAGCCCCAGCCAGCAAGGCCAGUAGUCAGGGCUGAUGAAACACCCAAAACAUCUGCAGGGCACAGGUUGAGGAAAGGUUGACUAAGGACUAAGCAUAAGGCAGGCAUGGCCAAACUUGGCCCUCCAGAUGUUUCGGGACUACAAUUCCCAUCAUCCCUGACCACUGGUCCUGUUAGCUAGGGAUGAUGGGAGUUGUAGUCACAAAACAUCUGGAGGGCUGAUUUUGGCCAUGCCUGGCCUAAAGUGUGGCAAUAAUAGCUGAAUCAUCUUAUGUUUGAGUAACAAUAAUAAAUACAUAUGAAUUACCCUGGUGGAUAUGACCAACAGUAUAUCUAGUGCAGUUCUCUGUACCCAGUUGGAUGCUCCCUAGCAGCUCACAAGGGAGAUAAUAUAGUCACAUGCCAUCUCUUGAUGUUUAUCUCUCACAUGUUUUAAUCAGAAAUACGUUAAGUCCCAUUCUUCACUCUUACAACUCAUACAUCUAUCUGGCAUGACUAUAUGGCAAUCUUAAAGUCAUCUAUGCUAGUGGCCAUAAUAUUAUCUUGUGGCAUUGGAAUCCAUUACAGUGGUACAUUGGUUCCCAAACGGCUUAGUUGACGAACCAAUCGGCUCCCGAAUGCCGAAAACCUGGAAGUAAGUGUUCCGGUUUGUGAACGUUUUUCGGAAGCUGAAUGUCCAUUUCGGCUGUUGGCAUUGUUUCUGGGGCCAAUCAGAAGUCCGCCUUGGUUUGCAAAUGUUUUGUACGUCGAAUGGACUUCCAGAACGGAUUGAGUUCGAGAACCAAGAUACCACUGUAUUUAAUGGUGGAAAAUAGAUUUAAGAUGAGACCUGAUGAUGAAAAGCACUGAAGCUCAUGGGUAGCUCAAAUUGAACCCUACUUAUUUGGGUUUUUCCCUUCUUCAGGAUUGCAUGAGUUAACCCUGCUUGCAUGUGAUAUUUCUACUUGCGUUAGCUUUUAGGAAUUGUAAUUUGUUUUUAUUCUGCCAUGAUUACAGGUGUUGCUGCUUAUGUUGGCUGGCAAAGCUCUUCAAUUCUAAAGCCUCUGCUCCAGCAAGGGCUCAGUGAUGCAGAAGAAUUUGUCAUAUAUAAGGCCCUCAAUGCCCUUACUUGUAUGUGCCAGUUAGGACUUUUGCAGAAACCACAUAUCUAUGAGUUUGCCUGUGAUAUCGGUAAGCCUGCUCCCCUAGCAGCAAUUUUCUACUUUUAACAAUCUUUUGUCUAGCAUGCCGUUUAUAUUGCCAACUUCAUUAUCCAGCAUAUGGCAUCACUUAGUUGUGAACUUCUAAUCAGAAUGACAUUUAAGCAGUUGUCAUUCAGUGUGUAUUAUGUUCUUGGCCUUACCUUAUGCUUUUUUACUCAGGAAUGUUAGGGCUUAUUUCAAAGUGACUGUGUUUAGGAUUCCAGCCUUAGAAAGCUGAGAAGUCUUUGUUGCCAGUUCUACACAUCUUCUAGUUCACAUGUUACACAAACCAUAGAGAUCCUGAGUCCAUUAAAUGCCACAUGAAGGACUUAUCCACACUUUAAUAACCUGAGGAAAUUAACAAAGACAACCGAGUCUCAACUUGGAUUUGAACAGAAUAAUGUUUAUUUACAGUGCCCAAAUGCUGGUUGGCAAGGCAACUAAAAAUGGCUUUUUGGCCUGAAGUGCCAAAUGGAAUGUCAUAGACUAGCAAGAUGGUUAGUUACUGCAAGGCUGAAGAGGUCUGCUCUCAUGGGCUUGGGGAAAAAAAGCAUGGAGCAGCCCCAUGGGAGAGAGACUGAACAAAUCGGGGCAUUGACAGGUGCCAGUUAUAGGAAGAAGGUUUCCUGAAGGAAGUGGUCUGUGAGACACAUUUAGUUGGAAAAAGAUAUUGAAGUCUAGCCCACCUAAUGGGCCAUUACACAACAAAAUUCAUGGAUAGUGAAUUUCCCGGGACCACCUGAGUCAAACAUAUUGAGUGUCAUGUCAUUUAAAAAUGUGCUCGUGCCUUUGCUGAAAGAAGUGAGCUUGGGAGUUUUCAGGAAAGGCAAAAAGGGCAUUUGAUUUAUUUUAACUGUAAUAAUACAGUUGCAGGUCAGAAUGGAACAAAAGUCCAGGGUAGGUGUCUGCCAUGAGGCAAGAUCCUAAUGUGAACUUGAUUUGGUGUUAUUUUAUGUUGGAUCUCCUUUGGAAUUUAGUCUGAAGUAUGUGUGUGAGUGUGAACUUGUUCCUGUUUUUAGGAUUUUAAUUGCAUGACUUACAUCAAUUAAAAUCGGUUCCUCUCUUUUUGUUCAUUUCCUUCUGCAGCACCAUUCCUGUGCCACCCUAAUCUUUGGAUACGCUAUGGAGCAGUAGGAUUUAUAACUGUUGUAGCACAACAUUUGAAUAUUGCUGAUGUUUAUUGCAAACUCAUGCCUUACCUGCAUCCUUUUAUCACUCAGCCAAUAAUACAGGUAAGGAAUCAACUAGAUAAGCACCUUUCCUUCAUUUGGAAUUGCAGCAUAUGAAGGGCUUGAAAAUAAUUUAGCUUAAUAUCUUCAUGCCCUGACUCUGAAAGCUUCGUUAGAUAUUAGGAUGAUCAAGAAGGUGCUGCGAAUGCCAGCAUCUCAGUGGUGAACCCUCCCUACCUCUGCUGCAAUGGCUUACCACAUGAUGCAAAAGCAUCAUGUGAAUUUUGCUGUCCCAGCUUGAUUUCAUUGGCUACCGCUGGUGGAGGUGAGAAAACCUGGAAUAUGGUGAUCCCUAAUGCAUUUUCAAGGGACGCGGGUGGUGCUGUGGGUUAAACCAAAGAGCCUAGGACUUGCCGAUCAGAAGGUCGGCGGUUCGAAUCCCCGCGACGGGGUGAGCUCCCGUUGCUUGGUCCCUGCUCCUGCCAACCUAGCAGUUCGAAAGCACGUCAGAGUGCAAGUAGAUAAAUAGGUACCGCUCCAGCGGGAAGGUAAACGGCGUUUCCAUGUGCUGCGCUGGUUCACUAGAAGCGGCUUAGUCAUGCUGGCCACAUGACCUGGAAACUGUACGCCGGCUCCCUCGGCCAAUAAAGCGUGAUGAGUGCUGCAACCCCGGAGUCGGCCACGACUGGACCUAAUGGUCAGGGGUCCCUUCACCUUUAAUGCAUUUUCAGUACUCAAAUAUAUUAUUUCAGUAGGGACAGGGGGGAUUUGUGACAUGGAUGCUUCCCCCCACUCAUGCAAAACACCAGCCAGUGCAACGUGUGACCCAGCUCAUCAUGCAUACAAACCCAUCCUACCUAGGUUCUGUUGUGUAACAAACAGUUAGCAGGAACAAACAAAGCCAUGCCAAAAUGCAUGCCAGGUCUGAGGAGCAUUUUAAUAAAAUAGCCCAGAUAGUUCAAACAGGCCCUGGGCAAAUCCUGAUUAGCUCUCAGCUUUCAUUUUAGGGAUGGGGCACCUGUGACCCUCCAGUUGUUGUGGGACUCCAGCACCCACCAUCCUUGUUCCCUGACCAUGCUGGCUGGGACUGAUGGGAGCCGGAGUCCAACAACAUAUGGAGGGCCACAGAUUCCUCUUUCCUGCAUUAAAUGCAAAGUGUAGUUUUCAUUCCUUGGAUGAUUGUUGCGAGGGAAACCACAGUAUGACUUGUGCAGUCCUUUACAUGUUAAAAAGUGUUGCACAAAUAACAAAAAGUAGUUUAAUGAAAAAAGUGCUGCACAAAUAACAAAAAGUAAUUUAAUAUUAUCCAAAGUAACUAGCUCAAAAUAGUCUGAUAUAAAAGAAGUAGAUAUUUGCAAAGUUUUUAAACUUACCAGCCAGUCCCCUUUCUUUUAAAACCUACCACUGAGGUCAGUGUCUAGACCUGACCUCCCGCUCAUUCCCUCAAGAAGAAAAAAUCCUCAGUUGCAUUUCUAUGGUCAUCUGAUUACUUCCUUGUUCCCUGUCCUGAAUUACAGAUAGAUAAAGAAAUAGUCCUACUGAGCGUCCUCAAAGAGCCUGUAAGCCGUUCUAUAUUUGAUUACGCUCUGCGUUCCAAGGACAUAGGAAGCCUUUUCAGAACUCUACAACUUCGUCAGAAGAAAAGGAAUGGCGCUCUUCCCGACUGCCCUCCCCCUGAAGAUCCAGCAAUUGUGCAGCUGUUGAAGAAGCUACUUUCUCAAGUAUAUUCUUACUGCUAUAAUGGUAGUGCUGAGAAUCCACAAUAAAGCAAGGACAUGUAUUGUUUCAGCAUCUGUACUACAUCAAAGUAGUACUUUGCCAGCGGCGCUGACAAUUUCUCCUGCACAAGCCCCAUUGAAAUGAAUCUGAGUUAUGAAACAGCAAUGGUGUCCUUUUACAUUUCAGUGGGGCUUGUGCAUAAAUGGAAGUUCUGUUUAGGAACCCAUGGCUGUAGGAAGCUUAUCAGAUAGUCACCAAAACUAUGUGGUUGGUCUUCGUCCCAGAUUAUUCUGUUUUAUUAUUAAUUCCUAUUGAGUAAGAGCUCUCUCAGCAUAAGAACUUGCAUAGAACUCAUAUUGGCUUGAUUUCCCAAAUGUUUUCGUAUCUGGGCAGCCCACAACAGACCUUCCAACAUUCUGACCAUUAUUUGGGGAAGGGCCAUAGUUCAGUGCCACAGUAUCUGUUUUGCUUGCCCCACAUUCAGUUCCUGGGAUGUUUACAUAGGCCUUGGAGUGCCUCUUGUCUAAAGAGACACCUGCAGAGCCAGGCGCCAGCCAGUAAAAGACUACUUAGUUAGCUGGACCAAUGGCCUGGCUCCGUAUAAGGCAGUUUCCAAUGUCCCUGUUUAAAAAAGGUGCCCUGUUAUAUUGUGGCAGCCAAAGCCACACAUUUCUUUAGUUACAGUGUAAAUCUAACUUUUAUAUCCUGAACCCUCUUGAGCCCAAUUGCCACAUGUUAAAAACUGAAAAUCUUUGCUCUGUCUUGAUAAACUGUCUAUUUUUUGUUUUCUUUUGGGAUAGGGAAUGACUGAGGAAGAAGAAGACAAGCUGUUAGCCUUAAGAGACUUCAUGCUGAAGUCCAACAAAGCGAAGGCCAACAUAGUGGACCAGAGCCACCUUCAUGACAGCACCCAGAAAGGAGUGAUAGACUUGGCAGCUCUGGGUAUAACCGGGAGACAAGUUGAUCUUGUUAAAACUAAGCAGGAGUCUGAUGAUAAACGUGGUUAGUAUGGUCUUGUAAUUUGCAUUGUUGCUUUGUUUAUAAUUUUAUAUUGGAGGAUUUAAAAUGCUUAUAGUAGACGUGGAAGAGUCCACUAUCAACACAUUCCAUCCACAUCUAGAAUAUCUGCUUACAUUGAACUCUUCAGACUGAAGGCGAAAUUUAACGUCUUGAGUUCACAUACGUCUUUAUCGUUUAGUGGAUGAAACAUUGCAGAUUUGAAUGGGCCAUCAAGCUUUCAUGUGAAACUCAAGGUUUUCUUAAUGGAAGCAAUUCACAUAUAACAAGUGAUUGCGCUGGCUUAUUGAGUGAUCUAUAGGCCUGUGUGAAUUAGUAUAAUAUAUGAGGAUGGAGGUUCUGUACCAAGCUUGACUACAAGAUAUUCUCUCACAGCCUCCAGUCAUGUUUCUCCAAUUGUCAGUCUAGUUUCCUGCUAAACUACUAAAAUAGGAAAAUGGACAGGUUUUUAUAGCUUUGUAUAGUUUAACUUGGGGGGACGGGGGUGGCGCUGUGGUCUAAAACCACUGAGCCUAGGGCUUGCCAAUCAGAAGGUCGGCGGUUCAAAUCCCUGCAACGGGGUGAGCUCCCGUUGUUCGGUCCCAGCUCCUGCAAACCUAGCAGUUCGAAAGCACCUCAAAGUGCAAGUAGAUAAAUAGGUACCACUCCAGUGGGAAAGGUAAAUGGCAUUUCCAUGCGCUGCUCUGGUUCGCCAGAAGCAGCUUAGUCAUGCUGGCGAUAUAACCCGGAAGCUGUCUGCGGACAAAUGCCGGCUCCCUUGGCAAGAUGAGGGAGCAAAAUGAGCACGCAACCCCACAGUCGUUCGCGACUGGACCUAACGGUCAGGGGUACCUUUACCUUUAUAGUUUAACUUUGGCAGCAGUAUAUGAAGCUGUAGUUGGUUGUAAAAAAGUAAAAAUCAUGUGAAUUGAAAGUGUCAUAAUAAGGAAACCCAUUUUCAAGCUAGGUAGGCACAAUAUAUUGAAAUGAAGUUUCUGUGUAUUUUGCCCUAUUUGUCCAACUUGCCUUUUCAGAUAUAAUUGGCUGUGUCUGUUCUAACUUUUAGAUGUGUUUACAUAACGGCCUGAAAAACCAUCUUGGAGAUACAUGAUUCUUUCCCUACCACCACCACCACCACAAACUUGGCAUUCUAGAACAAUUACUUCCUUAAUGCUAAGGCCAGCAUAACCUUGCAAAAAUCCACAAAGUUCAUUCACCAAUCUGUAUAAAUAAAGAUGACAUGGGUCAUCUGCAAAAAUUAGGCUAAGCAUUCCAAGUUUAUUUCAUCUGCUGAUGGAUUGAAACCUUUGCCCAAGUCAUGUAACAGCUGAUUUAUAUGAUCCAGCACUCAGUUUAACAUUAUGCAACAAUAAAUCAGGUUACGUAACUCAAAACUCUGCUUAUACAGCUAGAAUCCUGUACAUUUUGGUUGUUUUGUUAUAAACAAAAUCUUACAGUGAUCCUUCUUUUGGGCCUUGCUGACCAGCUAGAAAACACGUAAAACAAGAUUCAAAUGUAAAUGAGGAAUGGAAGAGUAUGUUUGGCUCUCUGGAACCUUCUAACAUGCCUCAGCCAAUUAGCAAAGGCCACAGCCAAGCCACAGAUCAAGAAGCCAUUCAGAGUGGGAAAUCUCUUCGGUCAGAGUCCUCCGCUGGCAUUUGUGCUCCUUUGUCAUCCUCACCACAGGUACUUCUGGGGAUUUUUAAAUUAGUGUGUUUUACCAUAGAAUUAGAAGAGUUGCCAGUAGUUUUUAACAUAGAGUAAUUUAUUUUUACUCUCAAUGCUCAAUCAUUUCUUUGAAAUAGACUCUGGAUCUAUUUUUUUAUACUAUAAACUGCCCUGUGAUAUCCAGCUGAAAGGCGGUUUAUAAAUUUAAUUAAUAAUGAAUAAAUAAUAUUUUUAAACAAGAUUAAUAGUCCUGAAACUACAACUUCUGAACUCAAAUCAGCUUUUGAUUUGGAUGUUGUGGGGUGAAUCAGAUGUUGAAGAGAAUUGUCAAGCCAACAACCCACUAGUAAGAUACAGAACUCUUGACUGACCUGUGUCUUGGGCUAAAUGAACCUGUGAGUGGGAUCAGUGGUGUCACCCCUGCUUGGUGAAGUUUGCAGCUCCAUAGAGCAGCUCAGAGUCUGCUCAAACAGUCAAAAUAUUUUUGCAUUAGGUUAUCAUAGGUAUCUGUUGUUUUUAUGUUUAAUUUCCCCCUGAACGCAUUUCUUUUUGUUGUUGUCCCCCCUACCCUAUGUAACACUGAAUUGACAAGUGUGUGUGUGUGUGUGUGUGUGUGUGUACGUACGUGUACACACAUACACAUAUACAUACACACAUUUCAUGCAUCUGAUAAAGUAGUUCACAAAAGCUUUUCUCAUUAUAAAAGUGUUGGCGUUUAAGGUACCACAAGACUCUCUGCUGGUUUUGCUACAGCAGACUAACACAGCUAUCCUUCUGGAAGUUAUAUUUGAGAUCAUCCGUAGAGACCUUUUUCAGGGCGCCCUCAGCACCUGAGCUUUGCCUACUGGGGAGGUCGUUUUCUAUGGUUGUGGUCCACCUGUGCCUCACUUUGCACCAACUUUUCUGUCUUUAAAGAGUCAGGCAAAAUCUGUCUUGUUUACCUGGGCUUGCUUGGGAUCUGACUGGGAAAAAUCCAGGAUAUAAAUAAAUAAAAUUAAACAAGCAAUAAAUUAGUAAAAUGGUAGUUUGGAGUACAGGCAGCGGCUGUUUCACGUGCAUCUGGUUGAUGCGUGAUCACACACACCUGGAAGUGGCCCAAAUAUGGGCCGGGGUGGGCUGGCGCACACUCUGCCAACACGUGUGGGGAUCGGGAAUGGAAACCCCGUGCAAAACAGCCGCUGCCUGUAAAGUUGAUUUCUGAUGCAGAAGCUGGUUUUGAAUUAUAGAAGAGAGGAUGUCGCCCUUUCCUUUGAAACAUAAAACACGGAUUGUGUUUUCUAAACGUGACUGGGCUUAUUCCUUUCAGGCAGCAGAUGGAACUGUUGUCCAAGCCAGAAAACCAACCAUACAAGUGUUAAGCAAUAUAGCUUCGCCUUCCACAUACCAGCUGCGCAUUACUACUUGUAAAACGGAACUUCAGCAGCUGAUACAGCAGAAACGUGAACAGUGCAACGCAGAAAGAAUUGCCAAGCAGAUGAUGGAGAAUGCAGAAUGGGAGAGCAAGCCACCGCCUCCAGGUAAUACUUGCUAUACUCUUGACAUACCGCCAGAGCUGCUAUGAGGGUAGCACCGAACUGACUCCUUUCAGCCCUGCAAACACCAAGGUAUACUGGCAUGGGGUUGUAUUUCUAUUUAUUGUGUCCUCUGAAGUCCAAUUUGGCUGGUCUGCUUGCAAAGAAAUAGAACAUGUUAGCAGGAAACCAGGGCUCUGUAUUACAGGGGGAGACUUCACAAGUGGAGGAGGCUCCUUGCUUGCGGACAGGUCAGCCUCCAGCUUGGUGGGAGUGGAGGUAGUGCACUUGUUCCUGCUGUUCUGCUCUACUUAUGAGUGUAAUGCCUGAAUGGGGUUUUAGUGGCUUGUAGAUUGAGGGGCUGGGAGCUGGGGGCACUGUUAUACAGUGCUUCCGCUCCUUCCUCCUGGGCCGUGUUCAGAAAGUGGUGGUGGGGGAUGAGUGUUCAGACCCCUGGGCUCUCACUUGUGGGGUGCCUCAGGGUUCUGUCCUCUCCCCCAUGCUUUUCAACAUCUACAUGCAGCCGCUGGGAGAGAUCAUCAGGGGGUUUGGGCUGGGUGUUCACCAGUAUGCGGAUGAUACCAAGCUCUACCCCUCUUUCAAAUCAGAACCAGUGAAGGUCCUGUGUGAGUGCCUGGAGGCGGUUGGAGGAUGGAUGGCAGCUGACAGAUUGAGGCUGAAUCCUGACAAGACAGAAGUACUGUUUUUGGGGGACAGGAGGCAGGCAGGUGUGGAGGACUCCCUGGUCCUGAAUGGGGUAAUUGUGCCUCUGAAGGACCAGGUGCACAGCCUGGGAGUCAUUUUAGACUCGCAGUUGUCCAUGAAGGCACAGGCCAAUUCUGUGUCCAGGGCAGCUGUUUACCAGCUCCAUCUGGUACGCAGGCUGAGAUCCUAGCUGCCCGCAGACUGUCUUGCCAGAGUGGUGCAUGCUCUAGUUAUCUCUCGCUUGGACUACUGCAAUGCACUCUAUGUGGGGCUAUCUUUGAAGGUGACCCGGAAACUACAAGUCAUCUAGAAUGUGGCAGCUAGACUGGUGACUGGGAGAGGCUGCCAAGACCACAUAACACUGGUCUUGAAUGACCUACAUAGGCUCCCAGUACGUUUCCGAGCACAAUUCAAAAUGUUGGUGCUGACCUUUAAAGCCCUAAAUGGUCUUGGUCCAGUAUACCUGAAGGAGCGUCUCCACCUGCAUUGUUCAGCACUGAGGGCCUUCUGGCAGUUCCCUCGCUGUGAGAAGCCAAGUUACAAGGAACCAUACAGAGGGCCUUCUCGGUAGUGGCAACCGCCCUAUGGAACGCCCUCCCACCAGAUGUCAAAGAGAAAAACAACUUCCAGACUUUUAGAAGACAUCUGAAGGCAGCCCUGUUUAGGGAAGCUUUUAAUUGUUGGAAGCCACCCAGAGUGGCUGGGGAAACCCAGCCAGAUGGGUGGGGUAUAAAUAAUAAAUUAUUAUUAUUAUUAUUAUUAUUACUACUACUACUACUACUACUAUAGUUUGUCAAACAUCACUUGCAUGUCGUUGCUACAGAGCUGCUGAACCAGUGCUGUCUGAAUGUAGUUUGGAACUUAGCUUUGUUAGGUGGCAUGUGACGAAAGAAACAAACAAAAAUUAAGGUAGCUCUGUCAACUGUAGUAGGCAGAGCCAAGCGGGAAACUUGCAAUCUUGUUUAAAAGAGAACAUGCUACGUAACAUAACAGUAUAUAUACAAGUAUGUGUCCUGGUCCUUUGCAGGUACAAAAUAUCUACUUGUGUGGACACUUUUGAAUUACUUUUCACACAAAUAGUUUUGUAUUAUUUUGAUUAAAAUAUUCACACCAUACCUUUCCAUCAUAAUGGGGUGUCACACCCGUUUACAAAACUUAAAUAUUGUCAUAAAACAGCAGACAUUGCAAUCAUCAGAAGCUUGUGGAAGCAGUUGUUUUUCAUUGCCACCUGACAGCCAAACAAGAAAGUGCUAAAUGAAUAAUUGUAUGCUGCCCAGUACAUAAAAUAAGGCCUUUGAAUAGUUCUCUCUACUCUGUGAUGAAUUUGGAAUUGAAGUGCAUCUACAUUGUAAAACUCUAAGAUAUAUUUUAGUUUUCCAUCUGUGAGAAAAGAGAGCCAGAAACAUGGCAACAUUUAUCCUUCAUGUACUUUGUAAGUGAUAUAUGACACGUAAUCCUAAUCCUAUAACUCAUUAGUCUCCAUGUAGCAUCUGACCUUCCUAGAAGCAAACAACAUGCAAGAUGUUUACUGGCUUGAGAGUCUAGUUAAAUUUCUUGGCCAAAUGCAUUCUAAUUCUUUGCACAUUUCUGAAAUAUUUAAACAAGCUCCUGUCCAUUCAAAAGUAACGAUGCUAACUUUGUCGAAAAGACAAAGCAUUAUAAAACAAUUUGAAAAGUAAAUCUUGCAUUUCCUGUUCACUUUCAAAUAUAUUACAUGUUGAUCCUGAUUUAGUAAUUGCUGAUAUAUACAGUUGUCACAGUCUAAAGUCCCAUGUGUGAGACAUUUUGCAAAAGGAACUCCUGCAUGUGUUUGCUUCACCGCUGAUAUUAAUGGGAAAAAAUUCUUUUGCUUUCCUUAGGAUGGCAUCCUAAAGGGCUUCUGGUUGCUCACCUUCAUGAGCAUAAGUCUGCUGUGAACCGCAUUAGAGUUUCUGAUGAACAUUCAAUUUUUGCCACAUGUUCAAAUGAUGGAACAGUGAAAAUAUGGAACAGUCAGAAAAUGGAGGGCAAGACGACUACUACUAGGUAAUGCAUAACACCACAGGAUGGCAGGAUACUCAUAAAUAAUAAAUAAAUAAGAUUAAAACUUUUGCACCAACACAAAUAUUUUGCUACCAUCUGGGUAGCUUAAGAACACAUGCUCACUAUUUUUUUAUUUUGUAUUCAUUGGCAAUGGUGUUUGAAAUCCUCUUGGAUGUUGCGGUUCAGAUGUGUUACUAAAAUAACAGAAUCCAGCAGUUAAAAAUUAUUUUUCCUUUGACUUACACCAUCCCUUUAUUCAUAUAUAUUUAUUACUUAUCUUGCUCUAUCUCUAUCCACUUCGACUCUUCAGUGUUUAAACAGUGAAUGAAGAGCUGAAGUAAAAUAAAUAUCACAUGGGCUCAGCGUGGCUUAUAGCACUAUGUUUAUACACCAAUAGCUCUGUUCCCUAAGGUUUCACAAUCUCAGGAAUUAAAUGGUCUGAGGGAUAGACUGAGUCGGGGCAAAACAAAAUCUGUUUUUUUAAAGUGAGUUGUUCAUACCACAGCCAAAGCAACCAUUAAAAAAAAAAUCAUAGAAUAAUGCUUUCUGCAGACAUGCUAAAUGUCUAUUGUUAAAGAGGUGCUGAAGAGUUAAGUGGGUUGAAUCACAAUCUUUGCCCAGGAAGUAGGUGAAUCUUUACUCCCAGGCUUUGGAAUGCUGCUCCUCUCCAGCAGCAACAUAAAUUAAGGAGCUGCAGAGUGGGAUGUUCAGAUAUAGGGACUCUGUAGCUGUUAUUUCACAUACCCAUCCCUUCCAGAUUAAAAAGGAAAAAGAAACAAAAAUUCCAGAAAAUAGUAGUCACUUAUUCGCCUAACCAUAUGAAGGACUACUGAACACAUGCAGGGACCAGUUGGGUUAAGACAAACAACUUCACUGAAUGGAAAAUACAAGUCUUUGAUUGCUUACUAUGUAAAAUGUACUUGCUGUAUCACUGUUAGUGUCUCCCCCCACAAUUCAAAUAAUAAAUAUAUUCCUAUCCAAUCAUAACUCAGCUGAUAUUAUAUCAGGUGACCCAACUUGUAAUUUCUCUCCCAAGUUGAUGGAAAAGGGGAUCUCUUAACAGAAAAUGCUCAUUUUCUGCAAAUUCCCAGGAUUCUGUAGAACAAGCCAUGAUAGGAGAGAUGUUUUAAAUUUAGUUGUCUAUUUGAUAUUUCAUUGGGCCUUACUGUUCAAUUUGUGUAGAUUUUUAGAAUCUAGCAGUCUUUGAACUAUGUCCUUUCUGCUUUCUAUGACAGGUCAAUCUUGACAUAUUCCCGGAUUGGAGGGCGUGUGAUGACGCUUACAUUUUGCCAGGGUUCUCAUUACCUGGCUGUAGCUUCAGAUAACGGAGCUAUUCAACUUCUUGGGAUUGAAGCUUCAAAACUACCCAAGUCUCCUAAGAUCCAUCCAAUACAAAGCAGGUUUUUAUCAAUCCUUUGAUGCAUCCCUUUGGGUAUCUGUUGUGCUCACUAGCAGGUUCAUAUUAGAAGCCUGAAAUGGUAUAGUCUACUCUUGCCACCUCAUUCUCCUGAAUGUGUGUAGGUACUACACCCAGGGCCGGAUUUAGGUUUGAUGAGGCCCUAAGCUACUUGAAGGUAAUGGGGCCCUUUAUAUAUUCAGCUGUCCUUUGUCAACAACAAAUUGUUGCUGUUUUUUUGUGUUGAAUAUAUGCUGUAAUUUAUGGACCUAAUAGGUAUCUAAAGCCAUUUGCACAUAACAAAAUAUGUAUUUUAUCAAAGUAAUUGUUGAACUUAUCUUAUAUUUUGGAAAUGUACAUCCAGUUUUUUCCCCUUUAAUUUUUUUGGGGGUUCCCAAGAGAGUGGAGCCCUAAGCUAUAGCUUGUUCAGCUUAUACGUAAAUCCGACACUGGCUACACCUCUGCUAUACCUGAGUUCCUUCAUUCAGAUACUGAGUUUAUUGUGGGCACUGAGGAAGAUAGAGACAUGCAGAGAACAUUUUGCUGGUGUUACACUGCCCUCUCAUUUUUCCUGCCAGGGAGGUCAUUCUUUUCCAAGAUUUGUGAGAGGGCUGAAUGAAUACUUGGGGCAUGAAUGAUAAAACAAGUAUCUGCUAUAACUAGGUACAGAAUCUCCAUUCAGAUCCAGAAUUAGUAGUUCCAGCCAAAUAUGCAUCACCAAAACGAGAGCAGAGUGGAAGGCUAUAGGCAAAAGAAGCAAGAGUGUGGACAAUUUGAAGUCCUGUGACAUUUCAAUGAAUUAUACCCAUCUUGUCAUCUCCUUUACUCAGGUUUUUAGAUCAGAGGGACGAUGGCUGUGUCGUCGACAUGCAUCACUUCAAUUCAGGAGCCCAGUCAGUGUUGGCUUACGCCACUGUGAAUGGUUCCUUAGUGGGAUGGGACCUGAGAUCUUCUAAUAAUGCCUGGACAUUGAAGCAUGAUUUACGGUUGGGACUUAUAACCUCAUUUGCUGUAGACAUACAUCAAUGCUGGCUUUGUAUUGGUAAGAUGCAUUUUGUGUUUCCCCCAUUAAAUAAUUACAUGUAUUUAGAAUCACCAUAUACAGUGGUGCCCCGCAAGACGAAUGCCUCGCAAGACGGAAAACCCGCUAGACGAAAGGGUUUUCCGUUUUGAAUUGACUGCAGACAAUUCCCUAUGGGCUUGCUUCAAGCAAAUGUCUUACGAGUCUAGAGAUUUUAAUUAAUUCCCUUUAUCUAAUCUGCUAAUGCCUUUAUAGCCUUUAAUAGCCUUUUGGCAGCUAAUCUCUAAGCCUUUAGCCUUUGAUAGCCACUAAACCGCUAAUAGCGCUAAUCCGUUAAGCCGCUAAUAGGGUUGCUUCGCAAGACGAAAAAACCGCUAGACGAAGACUCUCGCGGAACGGAUUAAUUUCGUCUUGCGAGGCACCACUGUAAAUAAAAUUGCUCUUUGUGAAGGUCUUGUGGGGAAUGACUGCAACAUCCUUGCUUUCAAGAGGGGCAGUUUAGUUAGGUUGCCGGAGAGAUGGGUGGAUUUGACGUCAACUCCAUUUUCUGUUACGGAUUUAAUCUGGGCAAAUCAUGUCCUCUCGUUCUUGGUUUCCCAGUAAGUUGCUAUGCAGGGCUGUUACAAGGGGCAAGUGCACUAAAUCUCUUUGCGAAAGAUAAAAAGUGUAAGUGAUUAGCGGAAAUCAAAGAUGUCUUUGAACCUUAGGCAUACUGGUACAGUAUAUGUAUAAUCAGGGCCAGUGGACAUUGCUUAAAAUGUCAUUAACUUCAGUCUUAACCAUGUCUAAAGGUAAAGGUAAAGGGACCCCUGACCAUUAGGUCCAGUCGUGACCGACUCUGGGGUUGAGGCACUCAUCUCGUUUUAUUGGCCGAGGGAGCCGGCGUACAGCUUCCGGGUCAUGUGGCCAGCAUGACUAAGCCGCUUCUGGCAAACCAGAGCAGCGCACAGAAACGCCAUUUACCUUCCCGCCAGAGCGGUACCUAUUUAUCUACUUGCACUUUGACGUGCUUUCGAACUGCUAGGUUGGCAGGAGCAGGGACCGAGCAAUGGGAGCUCACCCCAUCGCAGGGAUUUGAACUGCCGACCUUCUGAUCGGCAAGUCCCAGGCUCUGUGGUUUAACCCACAGAGCCACCCGCAUCCCUACAUGUCUACUCGGAAGUAAAUAUUGAAUUUAAUGGGGCUUACUCCUUGGUCAGUAGGGCUAGGAUUGCUGCUGAUAGUCUCUUUUUCUUUACAAGGUACAAGCAGUGGUACCAUGGCAUGCUGGGACAUGAGAUUUCAGUUACCCAUCUCUAGCCAUUCCCAUCCUUCCAGAGCACGGAUCAGACGCCUGCUUAUGCAUCCCCUCUCCCAGUCAUGGGUGAUUGCAGGUAGAGCUCACUCUCUUUCUCUCUCUAUCAGAGCACUAGCAAAAUGGCAGAUGGCCAUCCAUCCUCUGCUUAAAAACCUCCAAGGAAGGUUUUCUUAUGGGAUUCUGUUCCACUGUACUGUAAGUUCUUCCUUAGGUUUAGUCGGAAUAAGUGAGGGCAUUCUCCAGCGGUUGCUAAGGGACAGUCUUCACAUGCAUUUAUUUUAAUGAGUGCUGUCAGCAGCCAAGUAACUCGCUUUCCUCAUCCCUUUUAUAUUGCUAGACUACAAUUCAAUAAAUAAACCCUAAGAUGUAAGUCUGCCCCCAUUCCUGCACUUUUGGUUUAUAACGGUUGUCCAUGGCUUUUCCGUAGCUGUUCAAGGCAAUAAUGAAGUCUCCAUGUGGGAUAUGGAAACAGGCGACAGACGCUUCACGUUAUGGGCCAGCAAUGCCCCACCUCUUUCAGAACAUCAGGUUUGGCUUUCUGAUUGUAAAGUUUUGAGCAGAAUAAAGCAGGCCUAUGUAGUUUUUAGUCCUUUGGUGGAUAUUAAAUGCCCAUCAUGCCAAAGUUUUAUGUUUUCAGUUGGGAAGAGAUGUAUUAUCUAUACUGGGUUAAGCAAAAUACAUUUCGCCAAUUCUGAAAGCGCUUCCUGUGUACUUCUGGGUGCAAUUUAAAGCACUGAUGUUAACUUAUAAAGUCCUGCGUAGCUUGGGGCAAGUGUACUAAGCUCAGAUAGUGGUACCAAACAAAAUGAUGUAAGCUUUCAGUUUCUCAGAACUCUUCAUUAGGCUAGAUAAUACAUGAAGCAGAAGUUGGGAAGAUGAUGCAGAGGGGAUUAAAAAAAAUAACCUUAAGGUUUGCAUUCAGACUCGGUCUGAAGAUGUAGAUUACAGACUAAAUCAUUUAGCAUGCAGGCUGAAUUAUAUGCUUGCAGGCACUGAAUUACACAUAGAUUCUUGGAUGAAGAGGCAGUUGCUGAGCCCCAUUUUGAAACGUAAAAACCUGGCUAUCACUCUGACCUGUCUCUGUUUUAGCCCCUAUUUGCUUACUUUAGACUUGCCAUAUGUCCCGAAUUUCCCGGAUAUAUCUGGAAUACUGCAGUCGCAAGCAGUGUCCAAGGGGAAAUUGGCCAAAUCAAUGGAGAAAUCCUGACAUAUGGCAGCAACCCUAGCUUACUUGGAAGUAAGUACCACUGUCCUCAUUGGGGCUUACUCUUGAGAAAGUGUGCAUAAGAUUGCAAGCAUUCAAACCUAUACACGUCUACCCAGGUGUAAGACCUAUGGGGACCAGUGGGACUUACAUACUUGUGAAUAAGUGCAGGGUUGCAGCCUUAGUGUUUUUAUCUGCUACUGUUUGAAUAUUUUUCUUUUGCUAAAUGCUCAACAGCUGUUUUUAUUCUCCUUGUAUUGUUUUCUAUCCUGAGAUUUCAAUUUAUUUCAUAACUUGUAAAUUGUCUUUGGUAUUAAGUAAAUAAUCAAAUGUAAAUGUGUGGAUACAAAAUUUAAAAUGAUUAAUUUGAUUUUUUAAAAACAAAACAAAACAAAAAAAAUGUUUAUAGUUGUAAUUCGAAGUUCAAUGUCUUUCAUUAGAAGCUACAGCUAUGUGUUCAGGAUUAGUGCCUUAAUGACAUGAUUGUUAAUUAAGAUAACUCAGUUUUUAAAAGUUAGCAUAUUUUAACACCCGUUGUUGAAAAAAAACCUAUUCCCCCCCCUUUAGCCUUCACCUCAUAGUGUUCAUGGAAUAUACUGCAGCCCAGCAGAUGGAAAUCCUAUAUUACUGACAGCAGGUUCAGACAUGAAGAUAAGGUAAAAUCUAAUAAAUGAUGAUAUCUCACCACCACAGAAGCUAGAGUUUCCUUUUCUGCAUAAAAAUCCCGUAUGAAGUAAAAAAAACAAAAACCAAUCUUGUAAGGUUCAGAAUUUAUUUGACUAACAUAUUGAUUCAAACUGGUUGGUGGGAGGAGGGAACCUCCCAGAUUUAGUGUGUGUUCAACCAUUCUGUAUAUGGGACAUAAACUUCUCCCUUUUGUGUAAACCUGCUGAACACCAAACUGUAAGGCUUUGAAAAAGAAAUAUACCCCCCAAGUACCUUAUAGAAUAAAAUUUUCUAGUCACCUGAUGUAAGGCUAGACAGGCCUGUUAUGUGACCCUAUACCGCUCUCCUUAUGAUAGCUGCAAUGCUGUUUUAAAGCCUGGAAGGAUUCUAGUCAAAGAUUUUAGGUUUUAUAUUGUCGCCUUUGUUCUUUGCAGGUUCUGGGAUUUAGCAUACCCUGAGAGGUCCUACAUUGUUGCUGGAAGUUCAAGCAGCCCAUCUGUGUCUUAUUAUAGGAAGAUCAUUGAAGGCACAGAAGUUGUUCAGGUAUAGUUGCUCGCAAGUCUCAUUCCCAGACCUGGGAAAGUGGGAAUUGUUCCGCUGUCACUGCAGGCAGUAGCUAUCUGUGAGCACAUUCAUAUUCCGCAUAGCAAACUCAACAGCUCUGGAUUCACUGUCAGUUUUGCAUGUAACAAAAUAAAGAGUGUAUCCAAUAUGCACUUGUUGGGCUUAAAACAGGAAAGCACCUUUCAGGGACGUGGGUGGUGCUGUGGGUUAAACCACAGAGCCUAGGACUUGCCAAUCAGAAGGUUGGCAGUUCGAAUCCCCGCGACGGGGUGAGCUCCCGUUGCUCGGUCCCUGCUCCUGCCAACCUAGCAGUUCGAAAGCACGUCAAAGUGCAAGUAGAUAAAUAGGUACCGCUCCGGCGGGAAGGCAAAUGGCGUUUCCGUGCGCUGCUCUGGUUCGCCAGAAGCGGCUUAGUCAUGCUAGCCACAUGACCCGGAAGCUGUACGCCGGCUCCCUCGGCCAAUAAAGCGAGAUGAACGCCGCAACCCCAGAGUCGUCCGUGACUGGACCUAACUGUCAGGGGUCCCUUUACCUUUACCUUUCAAUAAAAACAGUUAAAUACAAUGCAAAACAGGAAAGCACCUGAAACCAAAAGGAUUUAGUCAUCAACGUUUCACCAUUUUCCCUUUUCAACAGGAAAUUCAAAACAAGCAGAAGGUGGGCCCCACGGAUGAAACUCCUCGAAGGGGUCCCGAGUCUUUACCAGUUGGGCAUCAUGACAUUAUCACAGACAUUGCUACUUUUCAGACAACUCAAGGAUUUAUAGUUACUGCAUCACGAGAUGGCAUUGUCAAAGUGUGGAAGUAAAAGUUGCACUGACCUAUAGGAACUGUAAAUACAGGUAAUAAAGAGAAACAGGACGGGAUUGAGUCUCUUUUGAAGAAUUGUUUCGAGAACAUAAAUGAUGGAUUGUAAAGCUCAUGACGGUGACCAGUGGUCCUUUCAGAACCUGCCAUUGUAUUAAAGUAGAGUGACUCAUGCAGUGUUUUUCUGAAACAACCAAGCAAAUGCAGUUUAAAAUGAAGGCAUCACGCUUAACUUCUGACCAUGUUAUUCUUUGGAAGUCUAACAGAUGGUUUAUUAUCACAUGAAGAAAUCUGUUACAUCAACAAUAUUUAUGUAAACUGACUUUGUUUUUUUAUUUACUUGAGCGAAUGAGAAAGAACGAUAAAAUGGUUGCACUUUUGUUCAUGUAUAUUCAAAUCCCUGUAUACCUAAUAAUGAAAAAAUAAAAAGAGUUUGGAUCAUU
Messenger RNA from Podarcis lilfordi (Lilford's wall lizard), 28972 nucleotides. The record is from the annotation of a GenBank genome assembly. NCBI's taxonomy places the organism in Eukaryota, Metazoa, Chordata, Lepidosauria, Squamata, Lacertidae.